Molecule: messenger RNA, 1503 nt
Organism: Coffea eugenioides
Lineage: Eukaryota; Viridiplantae; Streptophyta; Magnoliopsida; Gentianales; Rubiaceae
Product: auxin-induced protein PCNT115-like
Exons: 6
Coding region: 58-1089 (343 amino acids)
Cellular component (GO): cytoplasm
Source: RefSeq, a predicted model, not a curated record
AAGCAGUAAACCCUGAUCCAUUCCGCUCUUUCCUCCCUCGUGUUUUUCUAUCUGAAAAUGGCAGCACGAGUUACAGUGCCAAGAAUCAAGAUGGGAUCGCAAGGUCUCGAAGUUUCAGCGCAAGGGCUGGGCUGCAUGGGCAUGUCAGCCUUCUACGGCCCACCAAAGCCGGAGCCCGACAUGAUCAAACUCAUUCACUAUGCUAUUAGCAGAGGCAUCACCCAUCUUGAUACCUCUGAUGCUUAUGGACCCCACACCAACGAAAUCCUCAUCGGCAAGGCCUUGAAGGAAGGAAAGAGAGAGACAGUGCAGCUAGCAACCAAAUUUGCAUUCACUUAUGAGGGUGGGCAGUUUGGUAUACGUGGUGAUCCAGACUAUGUGAGAGCUGCAUGUGAAGGCAGCUUGAAGCGGCUUGGUUUGGAUUGCAUUGAUCUCUAUUAUCAGCAUCGCAUUGAUACAAAUGUGCCCAUUGAAGCCACGGUAGGAGAACUUAAGAAAUUGGUUGAAGAGGGUAAAAUAAAGUAUAUAGGUCUGUCUGAGGCCUCAGCUUCAACAAUUCGAAGAGCACAUGCUGUUCAUCCAAUAACAGCUGUACAGUUGGAGUGGUCAUUGUGGACCAGAGAUGUCGAGGAAGAGAUUAUUCCCACUUGCAGAGAGCUUGGAAUAGGGAUUGUUGCAUACAGUCCACUUGGAAGAGGAUUCUUCUCUUCAGGUCCAAAGCUGGUUGAGAAUUUGACUGACGAUGACUACCGAAAGUAUAUGCCAAGGUUUCAAGCAGAGAAUUUGGAGCACAACAAGAACUUGUACGAGCGGGUCAAUGCUAUUGCUUCAAGGAAGGGUUGUACUCCAUCACAGCUAGCGUUGGCCUGGGUCCAUCACCAAGGCAAUGAUGUUUGCCCCAUACCUGGCACUACCAAGAUUGAGAACCUCGAUCAGAAUAUAGGAGCUUUGUGUGUAAAACUGUCUGCAGAGGAAAUGGCAGAACUUGAAUCUAUUGCUUCAUCUAUCAAGGGUGAGAGAUAUGCGUCUGACGCUGGCACUUGGAAAACUUCUGAAACUCCACCUUUGUCAACCUGGAAGUGCACAUGAAGAAGAGCAAGUUCACUUUGAUAUUAAGUGGACUUACUGUUCUGGUUUUGGCUUGGAAGAGCACAUGAAGUGCAAGUUUGGUUUGGUACUUCGUUGGAAGACCACAAAGUGCACAAGUUUGGUUUGAUACUUUGUGGACUUUUGAAUAAUCAUCAGGUACAACAUGUUAUGUCCUGAGUUCCGGAGCAAUCAUGAGGUACAACAGUAUUAUGUCCUGGUUUCUGAAUGUAAUAAAAUCCUAGCGCGUAGAGUUGGCACAAAUUAACUUUUGUGCAAAAUUGCUUAUUAGGUUUCGGCUGUGCAGCUAUUUGAACUUAUCGGGGAUGAUUUCACCAUAGAGAUGUAAUGCAGUUGUAUUUUGAACAUAUAAUUUAAUUUGACGUUUGUAUGUUGAUUUCCUAUUUUCUACUUUUA